Molecule: messenger RNA, 1910 nt
Organism: Oncorhynchus kisutch (coho salmon)
Lineage: Eukaryota; Metazoa; Chordata; Actinopteri; Salmoniformes; Salmonidae
Product: paired box protein Pax-1-like
Exons: 5
Coding region: 230-1291 (353 amino acids)
Biological process (GO): regulation of transcription by RNA polymerase II; anatomical structure development
Molecular function (GO): RNA polymerase II cis-regulatory region sequence-specific DNA binding; DNA-binding transcription factor activity, RNA polymerase II-specific
Source: RefSeq, a predicted model, not a curated record
CGCACACUUGAGCCUUUGGGAUGGACACAUUUCCCCUUAUGGGACAAAGAUCACUUCAGUCCCUUUGCCCAAACUCGCCGUUUUAGAUCAUCUUACCAGAAAUGCAAGAGCAGAACUGAAGGAAAAACGCACAGAAAAACCAUUUUCCUCAUCUCAUGUGCAGAAGGGUGAAGACAGCACUUUUCGACCAUUGGCAACUGGUAGAGGAAAACAUCUCAAACCAAAAGCAAUGGAUCAAACAUAUGGAGAAGUAAACCAGCUUGGCGGGGUAUUUGUCAACGGGCGACCUCUUCCAAAUUCGAUUCGGAUCAGAAUCGUGGAAUUAGCUCAACUUGGAAUACGACCCUGUGACAUCAGUAGACAGCUUCGAGUAUCUCAUGGCUGCGUGAGCAAGAUACUAGCGAGAUAUAACGAGACGGGUUCGAUAUUGCCCGGUGCCAUAGGAGGAAGUAAACCCCGGGUCACAACACCCAACGUGGUGAAAAGCAUAAGGGAUUACAAACAAGGAGACCCUGGAAUUUUUGCUUGGGAGAUCAGGGACAGGCUUCUUGCAGAUGCAGUUUGUGAUAAAUAUAACGUUCCCUCCGUCAGCUCUAUAAGCCGCAUUUUACGCAACAAAAUAGGAAAUCUUUCUCAGCCGGGCCAAUAUGAGAACAGCAAGCCAACCCAUCCUCAGCUAUCCUACAACCACAUGUACCCAUACUCAUACCCCAGUGCAAUGUCACCCACUGGGACUAAAAUUGGCAGCGGUCACGGUGUACCGAUCACAGCGGGCCAUGUCAGCCUCUCCCGUCAUGGAUGGCCUUCGGUGCACACAGUCAGCAACAUUUUGGGCAUUCGAGCCUUCAUGGACCCCUCAGCCAUUGCUGGAGCAGAGGGGUACCAAUCAAAAAUGGAGGAGUGGGCGAGCGUUAACAGAGCGACUUUUUCCUCUGCCCAUGGCGUCAACGGAAUAGAGAAGUCAUCCCUAGAGGCAGACAUUAAGUAUCAUCAGUCUUCUUCAAACCUAUCUAGUUAUGUACCUGCUUGUGCCUACUCUCCCCCAAACCAAUACGGGGUGUAUGGUGGGCCAGCAGCUAACUACAUGACAACAGGACACCACUGGCAGUCUCAGAACGCAAGCCUGGCCCACCCCAACAGCGGAGCAACCAUGCAAGGUGGAGACUUCCACACGGCAAUGUCUUUCAAACACUCAUCGCGAGAAGGAGACAGAAAACCUCACAGUCCCUUGAUCAAGCACCAGCACGAGGCGUUGAACGUACACGGACUCUCCCUCCCGACCUCAGCUUAAUGACCCAACGAACCCAACGGACCGUCAAGCUCUCUUCAAAUAGGCAAUGUACAGAAAAUGCAUAAUAUUAUUGGCGAAUUUUCAAUAAUUCCACCAGCAAGUGAGGAACAUACAUUUCAAACGUCAUUCAGUGUAAUUGCAUUGCAGUUCAAUACAAUUGUAAAAUCAUCGAAUGUAGACAUGAAUGUUGUUAUAGUCUUGUUCACCUGCAUUAACGCAGUGGUGUUGGUUAGGACUUUAUUGUUAUAUAUUUUGCAUUUCACUCAUCCAAAACUCAUCCCAAAUCGAAAUUGCGUAAAACGAAUUAUGUAACUUCCCUGAGGUCACAUUGUUUCCACGACGGAUAUGGCUAAUAGGCGUGCAUGCUGUGUGUGUUCAAACAAACAUUUGUUAUUAUGGACUGAAAAGGAAAGUUAAAAAUGUGAACAAUAUCAUGUAUUUGUAAUUUUGUAAAUGACAUCCGCAAAAACUGUAUUAUGUAUAUUUUUUAUAACUGUGCUUAAUAAAGGCAUGCUAAACGGGAAAUGCCUAUUUCGACAUAUUUGGAUUUCCCUAAUUCAUGCAGCUUUGCGCCUAUUGUUGGCUACUGGUCAAAUUAAAAUGAUGAAAUUGUGAUUGG